Molecule: messenger RNA, 372 nt
Organism: Schizosaccharomyces osmophilus
Lineage: Eukaryota; Fungi; Ascomycota; Schizosaccharomycetes; Schizosaccharomycetales; Schizosaccharomycetaceae
Gene: saw1
Product: recombination protein Saw1
Exons: 2
Coding region: 1-372 (123 amino acids)
Source: RefSeq, a predicted model, not a curated record
AUGAAUACCACAGACAAAAUUGUUCGAUUGCGGCACAAUUUAAAAUGUCAUGUUCGAAUUCACUUUAAUAAGAAAUAUCCCGUAGACAUCAAUGAUUUGUUAUUCUCUACCCAGCGGGACUUACACGCGGUUGCUUUUUUAAAUCAAGGAAAUGUUCGCACAGUUUAUGAUGGAAAAGUAAUAGACGUGUAUUCCGAAGCUGUGCAAGGACAUGCAUUGGUGGAAAUAGGUCGAAAAUUUGUGCAGCCAAAAGAACCACAAGAUGAAGAAGACAAAGACCAGAAGCCAACGUUGGAACUUCAGUAUCAAGGCUCAAUGUCAAACAAAGUCGUUCAUGUCGCCGUGAAGGGCGCUCUUUCGUCUUCGUCUUGA